Molecule: messenger RNA, 1744 nt
Organism: Abrus precatorius (Indian licorice)
Lineage: Eukaryota; Viridiplantae; Streptophyta; Magnoliopsida; Fabales; Fabaceae
Exons: 2
Coding region: 91-1389 (432 amino acids)
Molecular function (GO): protein binding
Source: RefSeq, a predicted model, not a curated record
GAGAGCAUGCAGUGGAAUGCCAGCGGCGAACAAACGCCUAUCUGACUCUGACAGAAUCCAAAACCAUUCCACUUCGCGACUCGGCGGAGAAUGACGUCACACUCACUCUACCCACCCGAGUUAGACGCCGACUCCGUCGCCUCCUCCCCACGCUCCGAACACUACCACGACGCGCCGCCACGUGUCCGCUUCAUGUGCAGCUUCGGCGGCAAGAUCCUCCCUCGUCCCCACGACAACCAGCUCCGAUACGUCGGUGGCGACACCCGAAUCGUCGCCAUCCACCGCUCUGUCUCCUUCUCUGCCCUCAUUCUAAAGCUCUCUAAACUCUCAGGCAUGAGCAACAUAACGGCGAAGUACCAGCUACCUAACGAGGAUCUUGACGCGUUGAUCUCGGUGACGACGGACGAAGACGUGGAGAACAUGAUGGACGAGUACGACCGCGUGGCACAGAAUCAGAACCCGCGGUCGGCUCGGCUUCGGCUCUUCCUCUUCCCAGAAGGCGAAGAUUCUCGAGCCAGCAGCAUCAGCUCGCUCCUAAACGGCUCAGCCAAUCGCGAGAACUGGUUCCUCGACGCCUUAAACGGCGGCGUUUCGGGGCUCGAGCGAGGCCGUUCCGAAGCCUCUUCCAUGGUUUCGGAAGUACCCGAUUAUCUCUUCGGUUUAGAUAACUCCGAAGAAUCACACCACCAUCACCACCAGCGCGAACCGCGACCCAAGGACCGAUUCGUUCUCCACGACAACGUUUCCAAUUCGGAUCCGGGUUCCCCUGCCCCGGUUGUCUCGUCCCCGUUUUGUUCCACGUCAUCAGCGCCGUGCGUGCCCUCUAUGCCCAACCUUCCCCCGGUUAAAACCAAACCUGAAACCCCGGUUCCCGAUAUGGACUCCAAGGAGAAUAAAAUCGAACCUGAAACGGGUGGGCAAUCUCAACCCAACCCGUACGCGAGUAACCCUGUAGUGCACUAUCCACCAGAAGCUGCUUAUUCGGGUCAUUCCAUUCCGCCGGUGCCUGUUUUUUAUGUUCCGGGUCCGGUUCAGCCGGGAACUGUACCAGUCCAACCGGUUCCUAUGCAGGCACCUUAUCCCUACGUUCAACAACCAUUUCAUGCAGUGGUACCAUCUCAGGUUCCAAUCGGGUACCAUCAUAUGAUUCCGGGUUCGGGUCAAGUAUAUGGUGCAAGGGUGAGGCAUAUGACCCCAAUGCACCCAUACAGUGCCUCUGCUGCAGUGGUUCACGACGGUUUGACACAGCAGGUGUACCAAGCUGUGCCAAACUCCGGUUCGGGUCCGGUACCGGUUCACCCGGUGAUGGCAAUGACGGGUGGGGAUGAACCACAGAGAGGUGGAGCGGAGUAUUUGACGGGUCGGGGCACCAACUCGUUAAAUAAUUGAGCAUGUUUUUCGGGUGCAGAAUUACUUUGAUCAUGCAAAUGGGUGGUUAAUCUAUAUAUAUGCGUGCCUGCUCUUUCAAUUUUCUUAUUUUAUUUAUUCAAUGCACGAAAAAGCGAAGGGUGAUAUGUUUCAUAAAAUUGUUUGAGCAAUUUAAUUUCUCGGGUUGUAUAUUAAAAAGGAUAAUGUUAAUAAUUGAUUUUUCGUUAUGUUACAAUAGUUUAUUGUUUUGGGGGUAUUUGUCUCGUCUGUUUAUUUACAAUAUCAACAAUGUGCAGAUUUUUCGGCUUUCUGCCCUUAUUGUUGUGUGACAAUAAGUUUAUUUAGUUAAUAGAAGAUAAUGCGAUUUUUUUUUUUU